GUAUAUCUUUUCCUCAUGUUGAUCUCCAGUAAGCAGUUGCCGAUCGGCCGCUCCCAGAGCUGGGACACGCUGGGUGGGAAUGAGGGUCAUUGGGAGCGCAGUGACAGUGUUUACGAGCAGCAGGCCCGGAUGGCCGGUCGACGCAACUCGCUGAGCUAUGGAGCGGAUGCGGGAGGGGGAUGGUAUGAGCCACCGCCUGGAGUGCGUCCCCCUGACCUGGAUUUGAAACGGGAGCAAGAAUCCUACCAGGAAUCUUUUUACACUCAGGGAUAUUUGGAUCGUCCGGACCCCCGAAACAUAAGAAAGAGCUCAGUUCCUGAGUUGAACAGCCAUUACGACCGGCCGCCCAUGGCUCACCGUGGUUCUCUGCCACCCCACGACUACUAUCAGCAAGACUCAGGCAUGCCACCACGGCCAACCGAGGGUUUUUAUCGUGGAGAGCAACCUCAUUCUCUUAAUAGGUCGUCAUCACAUUAUGGAAUGAUGGCUGGUCCCCGGCAAUUGUGGGAACAGAGCUCAGUAGGUCGACCUGGUUCUGCUGUCCCGACACCUGGCUUACCUCCUCCCCCACCUCCAACUGCUCAUGACAUGGGUCGUAUUUACAGAGAACCAUCCCUGCCUGGACCCACACCUGCUACUCCUGGCACCAAAAUGAUGCAGGAUGGACAGCGCAUUCCAAGCCGUGCUCCGUCUCCAGCUCGUUAUAUAAUGGAGCCAAAUUCUCCCCGUUACGGUGCUGAGCCACCUGCCUCUUUAACUAGCCAUUCAGUCUACAGUGACGUUAGCGGAAGGCCGAUUGAUCCUCAUCAGCCGACCGCCACCUGCCUGGUGGUUGAACCAGUUGCUCAAGGAAUGGAUGGAACUGCCCGAGGUAUAAGGCCGCAAAUCAUGAACGGUCCGAUGCAUCCUCGGCCUCUGGUCGCUCUGCUGGACGGGAGGGACUGUACCGUAGAGAUGCCCAUCCUGAAGGAUUUGGCCACUGUGGCGUUCUGUGACGCUCAGUCAACACAGGAAAUACAUGAGAAGGUGUUGAACGAGGCGGUGGGGGCGAUGAUGUACCACACCAUCACUCUGACCAGAGAAGAUCUGGAGAAAUUUAAAGCCCUCCGAAUCAUAAUCCGCAUCGGCAGUGGAUACGACAAUAUCGACAUUAAAGCGGCCGGAGAGAUGGGUAUUGCAGUGUGUAAUAUUCCAUCAGCCGCAGUGGAGGAGACGGCAGAUUCGACGCUUUGCCACAUCCUGAACCUGUACCGGAGGAACACCUGGCUGUACCAGGCCAUGCGUGAGGGCACACGGGUCCAGAGCGUGGAGCAGAUCAGAGAGGUGGCCUCGGGGGCCGCCCGCAUCAGAGGAGAAACUCUCGGACUUAUUGGCUUUGGCCGAUCGGGACAGGCCGUGGCUGUUCGAGCAAAAGCGUUCGGCUUCAAUGUGAUCUUUUAUGACCCGUACCUGCAAGACGGUUUAGAGCGAUCGCUGGGCGUCCAGAGAGUUUACACCUUACAGGACCUCCUGUACCAGAGCGACUGCGUGUCUCUCCACUGCAACCUAAACGAACACAAUCACCACCUCAUCAACGACUUCACCAUCAAACAGAUGCGACAGGGAGCAUUUCUAGUCAACACAGCGCGAGGAGGUCUGGUGGAUGAAAAAGCCCUGGCCCAGGCUCUCAAAGAGGGCAGGAUACGGGGGGCCGCUCUGGACGUUCACGAGUCUGAACCCUUCAGUUUUUCUCAGGGUCCUCUGAAGGACGCGCCCAAUCUGAUCUGCACCCCUCACACGGCGUGGUACAGUGAGCAGGCCUCACUAGAGAUGAGAGAGGCAGCGGCCACUGAGAUCCGCAGGGCCAUCACCGGUCGUAUUCCAGACAGUCUCAGAAACUGCGUAAACAAAGAGUUUUUUGUGACCACGGCGCCGUGGGGGGUGAUGGAGCAGCAGGUACAUCCGGAGCUCAACGGCGGAGCCUACAGGUUUCCUCCUGGUGCGGUGGGCGUGUCUCCUGGUGGCAUGGGUGGACAGAUGGAGGGCAUGAUGCCUGGCGGGGUGCCCGGGGCCCACCCCCUGCCGCCGGGCGCCCAGCCCAGCCUCGCCCCGUCCCCCACCCAGCUCCUCAAACACAACGACCAUAGAGAACACCUCGCCAAGUCAUAACCACCUGACCGCUGACCGACAGCCAUUCAGCAAAACUGCAAAUCAAAGAGACUAAGAGACAGUGAAAGGGUGAACAAGCAAUCAGCUGCCGUUAGCUGCACCGGAGACAUGCUUCACGGACAUCUCUCCUCCGUCUGUUUUUUUUUUUCAGUUUCAGUGUUUUUCCAUGCAUUUCCGUUUCAUCCCAGGUUGUUUCUGUUGUUCGUGUGAGGCGAGGACAUCAUUUCCACCCGUUUUUUUGAAACGGGCGGGCGGUGCUUUCUUCGUAGGGGGGCGUGGCGUGUCUCAAAGGCCGCACCCCUUUCCUCGUGCACCAGUUCGAAACGUUCACGUUUAUCAGACGCCACGCACUCGUCUUCUUCCUCUUCGCCUUAUUUGGGCCCCUAAACGAAAAAACUCAUAACGGUUUAUUUCUUCACACCCACGGAAUUAGUGCUCGUCUUUGUUUGAAUGUGCUUGAUAAUGAAAAAAUAUAUAUACAGUGUAUCUAUUAAGAGAACAGAGAGGUAAAAGGCUGUUUUUGGGCAAAAAUUAUUAAGAUUAAUUAUUAGCUUCUUUUUUUUUUUCUCCGACGUUUUGCAUAGCUGACCUCUUGUUUACAGAAUUGCACAAAUUCAAGAAGCACCAGCUCAGAAACAAGUCCUCUUUAAGACCCGAGAGCACACUAUUUUGCUGAGAUAUCCAUUCGUUUCGGUUGAAAAUGAGUUCGCGGGGUUUAGAAUGCAGACUGCGUCGGGUUGUACAAGAUGUCGGUUUAACAAAAUUUGGAUUUGAGUGAACGUCACCGCGAGGGACAUCAUUUUGAUUUUUGUGUUCGCUUUCAAGAAAAAAAAGAAGAAAAAAAAGAUGGCAGCUCACACAGAAAAAAAAAAGGGACUGGAGUGAAAAACCGCCCCUGUCUCAGGAAGAACAUUUACCGGUUGCUCCAAAAUACACGACAGCCCCGUCUAAAUACUCGCUCCUUCCCGUCAGCCAACCCGAGGUAUUUUUAUAGAUCUGACAUCCAGUGCGUUUUUGGUGUUGAAUGUAUGGCAGUUAAAUUAGAUUUGUAUCGUCUAGUUUAAUGUUUUUGUAACCAUACUUUCCUGUGAUCCUCUCCCUGUUCCUUUUUCAUUUUGGGUUCUUUAUGUGGAAGCGCACUGUUCGGAGCUCAUUGUGUUGUUUAUAUGCAAUAUUCUGAGGUCCUCGGCCAACUCCAGUCACGUUGGUUCUGGAACUGUAGGUUUGGUUUUUAGUGUGAGUAUUUGUAUUCGUUUAUUGUACCGAGGUGAACAUUUAGCAUACAGUACAGUUCAAAUAAAAAAAAUACCAUUCUGACUUUC
Molecule: messenger RNA, 3470 nt
Organism: Puntigrus tetrazona (Sumatra barb)
Lineage: Eukaryota; Metazoa; Chordata; Actinopteri; Cypriniformes; Cyprinidae
Gene: ctbp2a
Product: C-terminal binding protein 2a
Exons: 9
Coding region: 16-2148 (710 amino acids)
Molecular function (GO): oxidoreductase activity, acting on the CH-OH group of donors, NAD or NADP as acceptor; NAD binding; transcription corepressor activity
Source: RefSeq, a predicted model, not a curated record